This is a messenger RNA of Xyrauchen texanus (razorback sucker), 3408 nucleotides long. RefSeq names its product cytosolic purine 5'-nucleotidase-like. The transcript is spliced from 18 exons. The record is from RefSeq and is a predicted model, not a curated record. Gene Ontology annotation, molecular function: 5'-nucleotidase activity. NCBI's taxonomy places the organism in Eukaryota, Metazoa, Chordata, Actinopteri, Cypriniformes, Catostomidae. The coding region runs from base 84 to 1760 and encodes 558 amino acids.
UCAGUUUGCUGUCAUACUUCAUGCUCUUCCUGUUAAUGACUGUUUAUCUUUUAGCCUGAAAGAGAGACUUAUAACGGUUUAAGAUGACGACUUCUUGGAGUGAUCGGCUCCAGAAUUAUGCAGAACUUCCAGCCAACAUGGAUGUGUUAUCUAUGAAGAAGUACAGAAGAGAGGCAUACCACAGAGUUUUUGUCAAUAGAAGUUUGGCAAUGGAGAAGAUAAAAUGCUUUGGCUUUGAUAUGGACUACACUCUAGCAGUGUAUAAGUCUCCCGAGUAUGAAUCCCUUGGCUUUGAUCUGACUGUGGAAAGAUUGGUUUCUAUUGGUUACCCACAAGAGCUCCUAAACUUUGUCUAUGAUCCUGCUUUUCCCACAAGAGGCUUGGUGUUUGAUACAACUUACGGAAAUCUGCUGAAAGUAGAUGCAUACGGAAACAUCCUCGUGUGCGCUCAUGGUUUCAACUUCCUGCGUGGUCCAGAUAUAAGAGAGCUGUACCCAAACAAGUUCAUUCAGCGUGGAGAUACAGAGCGAUUCUACAUCCUCAACACACUGUUUAACCUACCAGAGACGUACCUCUUUGCCUGCCUGGUUGACUUCUUCACUAGUUGUGCCAGAUACACAAGUUGUGAGAUGGGCUUUAAAGAUGGAGAUCUUUUCAUGUCCUACAAGAGCAUGUUUCAGGAUGUCAGAGAUGCUGUGGAUUGGGUCCAUUUCAAGGGGUCACUGAAAGAAAAGACAGUUGAAAACUUGGAGAAAUAUGUGGUGAAAGACGCCAAAUUGCCAUUGCUUCUGAGUCGAAUGAAUGAAGUUUCCAAAGUGUUCCUUGUUACCAAUAGUGACUACAAGUAUACAGAUAAAAUCAUGACAUACUUGUUCGAUUUUCAACAUGGUCCAAAAGCGGGUGUACCUCAUCAGCCCUGGCAGUCCUACUUUGACCUCAUUUUGGUGGAUGCCAGGAAGCCUCUUUUCUUUGGAGAGGGCACAGUCCUGAGACAGGUGGACACGACCACUGGGAGGCUUAAAAUCGGAACAUACACAGGGCCCUUGCAGCAUGGCAUUGUGUAUUCUGGUGGUUCCUCAGACAUGGUGUGUGACCUACUCGGAGCGAAGGGGAAGGAUAUCUUGUACAUUGGUGACCACAUCUUUGGAGACAUCCUUAAGUCUAAGAAGCGUCAGGGCUGGAGAACGUUUCUGGUGAUUCCUGAGCUGGCUCAGGAGCUGCAUGUGUGGACUGACAAGAGCACGUUGUUUGAGGAACUACAGAGUUUGGACAUUUUCCUGGCAGAGCUUUACAAGCAUUUGGACAGCAGCAGCAAUGAGAGACCCGAUAUCAGUUCUCUUCAGAGGAGGAUUAAGAAAGUGACCCAUGACAUGGACAUGUGUUAUGGGAUGAUGGGAAGUUUGUUCCGCAGUGGUUCUCGUCAGACACUUUUUGCAUCUCAAGUUAUGCGUUAUGCUGACUUGUACGCUGCAUCAUUCAUCAAUCUGCUGUACUACCCCUUCAGCUACCUGUUUAGAGCUGCCCAUGUGCUGAUGCCUCAUGAGUCCACAGUGGAGCACACUCAUGUGGACAUUAAUGACAUAGAGUCGCCAAUGGCGACACGCAACCGCCACUCCAUUGACUUCAGAGAACACGAAUGUAAGAGACAUCAUCUCACCCGCUCCAUAAGCGAGAUCAACCCACCCCACCUCUUCCCUCAGACGCCACAGGAGAUCACUCACUGCCAUGAUGAGGAUGAUGAUGAGGAAGAGGAAGAAUAAGCAGACCUUUGGCAUUACUGUUAAACUGGAUUCAGGUGCUUCAGAGAUGUGCCUACGGUUUAAUUAAGUAUGAUCAUUGCAUAUACCAUAUAGUUUGUCAGGAUGUUUAUUUCUUGCACUGUAUAUUUCAAACCAGGUUUUUGUAGUUCCAGCAUCUUAUUUUGAAAUUAGGUUUAAGGAAAUAUCUCCAUAAGCCUUAGCUCACAAAACCGUUUUGUAGCCUCACUUGAAAAUGUGUUGAAUUUUUUUUUUUUUUAUAAUAAUGAAAACAAUUAAUUGAUUUCACUGUUUUAGUUAACAGAGAGAUUUGAAAGUCCCUGUUUAAGUUACAUUACAAACAUACAAUAUUUGCAUGAUAUUGAGGGGACAGAUAAAGCAAGGUCUGUCUCUGAUUUAGUUAAGCUUGAAAUUUUGGAGAUGAGCCAUGUAGUAGAAGAAUUUCCUUAGAAAUGUCACACCAACAAUGAAAGCUUGUGAAGUAGAAGACUGCACCUCUCUCAAUGGCUGUUAAAGUGUUGUAACAGAUUAUCAUCCUUCUUUUUUGACAGAACUGUUAGUAUGCAAACUGCCAUCAUAUUAUUGGGUCAUUUCUAAACAAACAUUUUAAAAAUGAAACGCAUGCAACUUGCCAUUUUAUGCAUGGGUCACAAGUUUCUUGGCAAUGCUGCAUAGCUGGAACUGAAGAGUAGAGAAGUCCUCAACCUCACCUUUUUUAAUGGCUGCUAAUAACUGCUUGGAAGAAUAAGCCAACGUUGAAAUAUCUCUCUAUGUCUUUGGAGCCGUUCAGACCAGAUGUGUUGUUGCGCUAAAGAACAAGCUAGACUUUGACAUUGUCUAGUUAGUAAGAACAUCCAACUUUUAAAAAUGUGUCCACAGUACGCCUUCGUUCUGUUCUAUUUGUUGGGCUGCGUCUAGCUUUAUUAGCACAAGAACGUGUUCAGACUGAACCGCCCCUUUUUAUACUCACCAUUACUGUGUUGAUUGUUAGACCUUGAAUCUAGAGCAUAGAUUCACAAUUUGCUAUUUUUAUAUUCAAUGGUAUGAAUAUUUUCAUUUCAAAUAAUGUUGUUUGAAUCAUAACAUUUGGGUGAUGAGGGCUUAAUUAAGCAGGUGCGGUUGUAUUAAUUGGAACCUGGCCAUGGAAACAAAGCUUUGUUGGUAACCGUGGACCAAAAGCAAGAGAGACUCUGUCAAAAUGAUUUUUGUUUUAAGCCAUUGUGUUCAGGUAGAACCUACAGUACAAGAAUAACCCACAGCCACUGUCUUAUGGAUCUGGACAUUUUAUGUCAUGAACUUCAUCUGGGGACUAUCACUUGAAGGUUUUUUCUUUUCUUUUCUUCGAUUUAUACAGUGCUCAAAAUAGCACUUUGGUGCUUUUGUCUUUUAGAUGUUGUUUUGAAUCAAGGAGGGAAUUUUAGAUGUAUGAGAUGGCCUGCUGCCUUGGUCCAUGUUGCUUUGAAAUUACCAUACCAUGAGCACCCAUAUAUAAAACUACAGUAUUUCUCUUGGAUCAUUUGAACAUUAUUUUAUGUUGGGAUAAAAAACAAACUGUGGGCUUGAGUUCUCUUAAAAUUACCUUUGCUAAUGUAAUCUCUGAAAGCCCAUAGAAAAGAAGUCAUGCAUCCAUAACCAAAGACUGUCUUCCCAU